AUGUCAUCAGCCAUAGUAUCUCGCAAAGAAGUCGACCUCACGCAGGACAACGAUCCUGCACAAGACAGUGACGCCAGUGUCAUAUACGUUAGAACACGCCGAAUGCGACCGGCAGGUGUGAGUAAUCUGGUUGCCAAGUUGUGCAGUGUUAAUCCGAUCAAGAUUCAGGUUGCCGUUGCGGAAGUUCCAGACAGGCGAGGCCGCACCCACGACGUGAAGGUGUAUGCUUAUCCAGUUGAAGUUGGACGGAAGGUUGUCUUGUACUAUCGGUACGGUGUGCUGCCACCGAAUUGUCGAGAUAUCAUCCAGCCACCGCUACCGGAUGACUACGCUCGCAACAACACGAACAGGUCUGGCUGGCAGUGGGUGAAGCCACUGCGGACAGCGCUCGGUGGUGGCGCUGGUAGGAGGCGCGGAACUGGCGGAAGCGGUCCGUUACGAGCGUCCGUUCGACAUGAGAUGAUUGUGCAGCAAUGGCAUAAGAAGCAUCCGAAUCGUGACUACAACAAGGCAGAUAGGUUGCCAGUAAUGUACACAGACACGUAG
Molecule: messenger RNA, 546 nt
Organism: Zymoseptoria tritici IPO323
Lineage: Eukaryota; Fungi; Ascomycota; Dothideomycetes; Mycosphaerellales; Mycosphaerellaceae
Exons: 1
Coding region: 1-546 (181 amino acids)
Source: RefSeq, a predicted model, not a curated record